This is a messenger RNA of Momordica charantia (bitter melon), 2373 nucleotides long. RefSeq names its product cucumisin-like. Lineage: Eukaryota; Viridiplantae; Streptophyta; Magnoliopsida; Cucurbitales; Cucurbitaceae. Gene Ontology annotation, molecular function: serine-type endopeptidase activity. Gene Ontology annotation, biological process: proteolysis. The record is from RefSeq and is a predicted model, not a curated record.
GAGCAAUACUAAAAUAUGUCUUCUCUAUUCUACAAACUUAUCUUCGUCAAUGCAUUGAUCAGUGUGCUCGUUGCCCGUUUCUAUUAUUCUAGCGAUGAUGAUCGAAAGAUUUAUAUUGUGUACAUGGGGAGCAAGCCAGAGGACACAGACUCUGCUCAUUUGCAUCACAAAGGAAUGUUGAAAGAAGUAGUGGGCAGAAAUUUUGCUCCAGAAUAUGUGAUAUGCACUUAUCACAAAAGUUUCAAUGGAUUCGCGGUGAAACUCACCGAAAAAGAAGCUCAAAAGAUUGCUGAUAAAGAAGGCGUGGUGUCUGUGUUUGAAGAUGAAAAACAUGAAGUUGAAACCACAAAAUCAUGGGAUUUCCUUGGUUUUCCACGAAACGUUCCUCGGCUGCCCCAAGAGGAAAGUGAAAUUAUUGUCGGAGUUUUCGACACCGGAAUCUCGCCGGAUUCUGCCAGUUUCAACGAUAAAGGUUUUGGUCCUCCACCGGACAAAUGGAAAGGCAUUUGCCAAACCUUGGCUGGCUUUCAUUGCAACAAAAAAAUCAUUGGGGCUCGAGUAUACAUGAAGGAUGGCCCCCUUCUACCUGGAGAGGUUAUGAGCCCAAUCGACACCGAUGGCCAUGGGACGCACGUCGCGUCGAUAGUGGCGGGUGGGCUGGUGGAUCACGCAAACCUCGAAGGGCUUGCGGAGGGGAUGGCGAGAGGAGGGGUUCCCUCUGCGCGCAUUGCUGUGUACAAAGUAUGUUGGUCCGAUGGGUGCGCCACUCAUCAGGUUCUUCGGGCAUUCGACGACGCAAUCGACGACGGUGUGGACAUUAUAUCUUACUCAAUUGGCGCCAAGGUGCAGAAGCCUUAUUUUCAAGAUCCCUUCACCAUUGGAGCCUUCCACGCCAUGAAGAAGGGAGUACUGACCUCUAAAUCUGCUGGAAAUAACGGUCAUAAAUAUUCCACCGUCACAGGCAUCGCUCCAUGGGUUCUCUCUGUGGCUGCAACCACCACUAAUAGAAACUUCGUCACAGAUGUGCGCCUUGGCAACAACCAUGCCUAUCAGGGAUAUACAGUUAACACAUUUGAUCUUAAGGGGAAGCAAUAUUCCCUCAUUUAUGGUGGAGAUGCACCCAACCCCACUUCUACUAAAUCGGACUCCAGUGUUUGCAAAGAAAAUUCUGUGAAUGUGGAGAUGGUGAAGGGAAAAAUCCUUGUUUGCGAUUCAUUGCAGUAUGCUUCAACAUUCAAAUACCUCAUUAAUGGCCCAGUCGGCGUUCUGAUGCAAGACAACAGACCCAAGAACGACGGCAGGUCCUAUCCUAUGGCCGCUUCCCACCUCAGCAGAGACCGUGGCGGAACUGAAAUCGAAGAAUACAUGUCUUCAACCAAAAAUCCGACUGCAACCAUUUUAAAGAGUAACACAGUAUAUGAUGGUACUGUUAAAGUUGUUCACUUCUCCUCGAGGGGACCCAACACAAUAACAAAGAACAUUAUCAAGCCGGAUUUGGCUGCUCCAGGGGUUCAAAUUCUAGCUGCAUGGUCUCCAACUGCGCCAGUUUCUCAGGUUGAAGGAGAUCCCAGGAGGACGCUGUAUAAUAUAAUUUCAGGGACAUCCAUGGCAUGCCCUCAUGCCUCUGCAGCUGCUAUGUACGUCAAAACAUUCCAUCCGACGUGGUCUCCUGCUGCAAUUAAGUCCGCUCUCAUGACAACCGCUAAACCCAUGGGUAGUUCAAACAAAGAACUAGAGCUUGCAUAUGGUUCGGGGCUCCUAAACCCGCUCGAGGCAAACAAUCCUAGAUUGGUGUAUGAUGCAAGUGUAGAACACUACGUGAAUUUCUUGUGUGGGCAAGGCUACACCACCAAAAUGCUCCGAGCCAUCACCAACGACGACAGUGUUUGUACUCCCGGCAGCUCCAUCUCAGUCUUCGAUCUCAACUAUCCUUCAUUCGCACUUUCAGUGGACCCUUCCAACUUGAAUGUGAAUCAAGACUUCAAGAGAACUCUCACAAGUGUUGCAAUGAAACCAUACACAUAUUCGGCUAGAGUUUAUCCUGAGAUACCAGGCCUGGCCAUCUCGGUGAAUCCUAUUCUGCUCUCGUUUCAUGGCGUUGGAGAUACGGGUGAAUUCACGCUCCGAAUUAGAGGAACUGCCAAUUUGGGGAAGGGCCAGAACCAGAGCCAGGCAAUCUCUACCUCUCUGGAGUGGAGCGACUUUGGUGCGAUUCCGCACAAAGUGAGAAGCCCUAUAUUAAUUUAUCUUUCUAAUAUAUCUAAUUAAUGAUCCUAAAUAGUUUUGAUUUGGUUUAUUAUCUUGAAUAAAAAAGAAUGAAACUGUAUAGGAAGUACUAUUUGCUUCCAUCACUAUUCCAUCUUCUCAACUAUG